AUGGAUUCGACCUCAGACAGCAAGUCGAGUUCCGAGGGACAGACGACGAUAUGGCCCGCGAAAGAAUUGCCGGAACUUCUCAGAGACCUGUCAGAAGAGGAGUUGAAGAGUCUCGAGAAAAAGUUGAUUAGGAAGGUUGACUUACGAAUGUUGCCCACAAUGAUUCUGAUCUAUAUCAUGAAUUACCUCGAUAGGAAUGCCAUUGGCUCCGCUAGACUAGGCGGGUUAGAGAAAGACUUGGGUCUGACUGGCAACGAAUUCCAGACCUGCGUUUCGAUCCUCUUUGUCGGGUACAUCCUGAUGCAAGUACCUUCAAACAUGUUCCUCAACAAGAUCGGACGUCCUGCGAUCUAUUUGUCGGGAUGCAUGUGCGUUUGGGGUGUAUUAUGUGCCUGCAGCGGCGCCACACACAGUUUCGGAGGCUUGUUGGCAACUCGAUUCUUCCUUGGGUUUGUUGAAGCAGCCUUUUACCCAGGCUGCCUUGCAACUCUCAGCUCAUGGUACGUCCGCAAAGAGCUCGGCGUCCGCACUGGGCUAUUCUACAGCGGUUCCAUGCUCUCAGGAGCCUUCUCUGGUCUCAUUGCCGCCGGCAUCACGAACGGCAUGGACGGCGCCCGCGGCCUGCUAGCCUGGCGUUGGCUCUUCAUCAUCGAGGGAUCACUCACCGUCGCCAUUGCACUCGGCGCCUUCUUCGUGCUGCCAGACUUCCCCGCCAACACCAAGUGGCUAACGGACCAAGAACGACAGCUGGCGAUGUGGCGCAUGGAAGUCGAUGCUGCGGGCGAAGAGGACUGGACGAGCUCCUCUUCGCAACCCAUAUUCGACGGCUUCAAAAUGCUCUUGGUCGACCCGAUCAAUUGGAUUCUCGUUGUGCUUGUCUAUGGUGCUGCGUCGUCGAUUUCUAUCAACAGCUUCUUCCCCACCGUUGUCGCGAGUCUCGGAAAGGAUCGCAUCACGACGCUGCUUCUUACUUCGCCGCCCUAUCUUCUGGCGUGCAUCGUUUGCGCGGCAGUGUCUUGGAAUGCCGACCGCAUGAACGAGAGGUACUGGCAUACCGUCGCCCCGCUGGCUUGCUCGCUCGUCGGUUUCAUCAUCUCCAGCGCCGCAACGGGGAUCGGGCCGCGGUACUUUGGCGCGAUGAUCAUGCUUCCUGGGAUCUACACUGGCUUCAACAUGUCUAUGGUCUGGACAGCCAACACGAUCUAUCGACCCACGUCCAAGCGCGCCGCUGCGGUCGCGUUCAAUAAUGCCUUUUCUACACUCUCAGGCAUCUACGGAUCUUACUUAUACCCUAACAACGCGACGCCGAGGUUCGUCUUGGCUUUCAGCGUGAAUGCCGCGAUGGCAUUGAUGGCGAUUGUCGCUGCCACUGUGUUGCACUUUGUUCUAAAGAGGGAGAACAAGAAGUUGGAGAUCAGGGAGCAGGAAGCAGAGGCUGCUGGUCAGGCGGUAUUGAUUGGGAAAGGCUUUAGAUAUGUCAUCUAA
Molecule: messenger RNA, 1485 nt
Organism: Colletotrichum phormii
Lineage: Eukaryota; Fungi; Ascomycota; Sordariomycetes; Glomerellales; Glomerellaceae
Product: major facilitator superfamily domain-containing protein
Exons: 5
Coding region: 1-1485 (494 amino acids)
Biological process (GO): transmembrane transport
Cellular component (GO): membrane
Molecular function (GO): transmembrane transporter activity
Source: RefSeq, a predicted model, not a curated record